Molecule: messenger RNA, 1581 nt
Organism: Boleophthalmus pectinirostris (great blue-spotted mudskipper)
Lineage: Eukaryota; Metazoa; Chordata; Actinopteri; Gobiiformes; Gobiidae
Product: keratin, type II cytoskeletal 8-like
Exons: 1
Coding region: 1-1413 (470 amino acids)
Biological process (GO): keratinization; intermediate filament organization
Cellular component (GO): keratin filament
Molecular function (GO): structural constituent of skin epidermis
Source: RefSeq, a predicted model, not a curated record
AUGUCAAGGAGAGCCAUGUCUGUGUCCAGCUACAGCUCCAGGGGGUCUGUGGUCCCAGCCACCUCCAGCUUCAGUGUGAAGAGGAGCGGCUUCAGCUCCGGCUCUGCCUAUGGCAGUGGUUCUGGCUUCGGAGGUGCUGCCGGUGGCUACAGCAGCGGCAGCAUGUUCUCCUCCAGCAUGGCCGGUGGUUCUGGUGGCUUUGUGGCCCCUCCCAUCACUCAAGUCACUGUGAACCAGAGCCUGUUGGCCCCUCUGCAGCUGGACAUCGACCCCACCAUCCAGGCAGUGCGUACCAACGAGAAGGACCAGAUCAAGACUCUGAACAACCGCUUUGCCUCUUUCAUCGACAAGGUGCGCUUCCUGGAGCAGCAGAACAAGAUGCUGGAGACCAAAUGGAGCCUGCUCCAGGACCAGACCACCGCCCGCUCCAACCUGGACGCCAUGUUUGAGGCCUACAUCGCCAACCUCCGCAGACAGCUGGAUGGCCUGGGCAACGAGAAAUUCAAGCUGGAGGCAGAGCUCAAGAACAUGCAGGGCGUGGUGGAGGACUUCAAGAGAAAGUACGAAGACGAGAUCAACAAGCGUGCCGCUGCAGAGAAUGAGUUUGUUCUGCUGAAGAAGGACGUGGACGCCGCCUACAUGAACAAGGUGGAGCUGGAAGCCAAGGUGGACGCUCUCCAGGACGAGAUCAACUUCCUCCGCGCCGUGUACGAGGCCGAGCUGCGUGAGCUGCAGGGCCAGAUCAAAGACACCUCCGUCAUUGUCGAGAUGGACAACAGCCGCAACCUGGACAUGGACGCCAUUGUGGCUGAAGUGCGCGCUCAGUACGAAGACAUCGCCAACAAGAGCAAGGCCGAUGCUGAGGGCUGGUACAAGCAGAAGUUUGAGGAGAUGCAGACUUCUGCCGGACAGUACGGAGAUGACCUGCGCACCACCAAAGCUGAGAUCGCAGAGCUGAACCGCAUGAUCGCCCGCCUCCAAAACGAGAUCGAGGCCGUAAAGGGACAGAGGGCCAGCCUGGAGGCCCAGAUCACAGAGGCAGAGGAGCGCGGAGAGCUGGCCGUGAGGGACGCCAGACUACGCAUCAAAGAUCUGGAAGAAGCUCUGCAGAGAGCCAAGCAGGACAUGGCCCGACAGGUGCGUGAGUACCAGGAGCUGAUGAACGUCAAACUGGCCCUGGACAUCGAGAUCGCCACCUACAAGAAGCUGCUGGAGGGAGAGGAGAGCAGGCUGGCCAGCGGAGGCGUCAACGCCACCAUCCACGUGCAGGAGUCCUCCAGGGGAGUGAGCUCUGCUGCUGGGGGUUUCGGCUCCGGCUCCGGCUUUGGCUUUGGAGGCUCAGCCAUAGGAGUGGGAGGAGGCUCCAUCAGCAGGUCCUCCAUCAGCACCACCAGCUCCAGCAGACGGUACUGAGCCAAGACCAAGUCCCGCCCGGCCCUGAGAGUGUUAAACUUAGAGAAGACAUUUAAACUUGAAACAGCCUGAACAUCAUCAUUCAGAAAUGUGCAGUUUGAACUAAUGCCUGUUGAACAGUUUUUCAAUGUUUCUCUGCUAAGUUUAAUAUUCCUGUGAAGUUUCCCA